GAUGACUGUUUCCUGCGCGCAUGCGUACCGAAGCGGACCCGAAGGAAAGCGUUUCCUGUGGCUAUAAAAUGAGAGAACUCUAGAAGCCGGAUGUCUGUUUCGGCUGAAGGAGAUGGUGGUACCAAUGUUGGACAUGCCUGCUCAACCUAUCGGGAUGGUUGCUGAUGUUGUGUUUGUUAUUGAAGGCACUGCCAAUCUUGGACCUUACUUUGAAUCUUUGCGCAAGCAUUAUCUUCUUCCUGCAAUUGAGUGCUUUAAUGGUGGUCCACCAGCUGAAACAGACUUUGGAGGAGAUUAUGGUGGUACCCAAUAUAGUCUGGUGGUGUUUAAUACAGUAGACUGCGCUCCUGAAUCAUAUGUACAGUGCCAUGCGCCAACGAGCAGUGCGUAUGAGUUUGUCACAUGGCUGGACAGCAUUCAGUUUGUGGGUGGUGGUGGUGAGAGCUGCAGCCUCAUCUCGGAAGGUCUCAGUACUGCCCUACAACUCUUUGAUGACUUCAAGAAGAUGAGAGAGCAAAUAGGCCCCACACAUAAAGUCUGCAUCCUUAUCUGCAACUCGCCUCCCUAUCUGCUUCCAGCUGUGGAGAGUACCACAUAUUCAGGCUAUACAACAGAAAAUCUGGUUCAAAAGAUUGGUGAGCGGGGAAUUCACUUUUCUAUUAUCUCCCCACGGAAACUGCCAGCUUUGCGCAUUCUCUUUGAGAAAUCUGUGACAGGGAACAUGUUAGAGACUCAGUUGAAAGACUACAGCCAGGACCCCCGGCACAUGAUCCUUAUCCGUGGUAUAAUGCUUCCAGUAGGAGGAGCAGGAGCAACCAAUAACAACCUGCAGCCCAAACAACCUGUAUCCCAGCCUCCCACAGUUCCUCCUCCACUCCCUCCAGCACAACCACAGGUUCUGCCACAAGUUUCUCAGCCGUAUCAGGUUACACAACCCGCUACUCUUACUGCAGCCCAGGCAGCUGCUCAGUCUGCUGUGGAAGCCGCCAAGAACCAAAAGACCGGUCUAGGCACCCGCUUCCCUUCGUUGAAUACCAUGCAACCAGCUUUCAGUCAAGCUCCUACGCAGACCCUUCCAACAGGCUCUGUUCCGGCUCUGACUCAAAAGCUCCCUCCCUCGUCUCAGUCUAGUCUGGUCUCCACAGUAACCACGGGCUCUGCCCUGAUGGUUCAGCCCCCUGUGCAAGCCUCCCCACAAUCUGGUGCAUCAGCCAUGACUAGUGGUGUGCCUCCCAACAGUAUGAAUGUGACUCAGCCGACACAGGCACAAAUCGGAGCACCCCAGCAAUCUAUCCCAAACAAAGUGAUGGCAUGGAGUGGGGUGCUGGAAUGGCAGGAGAAGCCGAAGCCAACUUCUGUGGAUUCCAAUACUAAGCUCACACGUUCCCUGCCUUGCCAGGUGUAUGUCAAUCAAGGAGAGAAUUUAAAGGCUGAGCAGUGGCCUCAGAAGCUCAUUAUGCAGUUAAUUCCUCAACAGCUCUUGACAACUCUGGGUCACCUGUUCCGCAAUUCUCGCAUGGUGCAGUUCCAUUUCACCAAUAAGGACUUGGAAUCCCUCAAGGGACUGUAUCGCAUCAUGGGCAAUGGAUUUGCUGGCUGUGUCCACUUCCCUCACACAACACCUUGUGAGGUGCGAGUGCUGAUGCUGCUCUAUUCCUCCAAGAAGAAAAUCUUCAUGGGGCUCAUUCCUUAUGACCAGAGUGGUUUUGUCAACGGGAUCCGCCAAGUCAUCACUAACCAUAAACAAGUUCAGCAGCAAAAGAUGGGGGGUUCUCAACCCAUGGGGUCCACACCCAACACACAGCCCUUCCUGACAAAGCAGCCUGGCAGUUUGCCAGUAACUCCAGGAGUCCAGCAGCAGAUGGGUGGGCAACAGGUGAGCCCCGGUAUGCCUCAGGUGGGACUCAUGGAAGAACGGCAACAGGGUUUGAUGCAGCUCCGAGUGCAGCAACCUCAGCCAACUGCUCCACCUACCAACCAACCUCCACAAUCACAGGGUCCUCCUCAGGCUGGGCCACAGACCAACCAAGGAGGGGCCAUGCUUAGGCCCCAAAACCCAGGAGCCAACCCUCAGCUCCGAAGUCUUCUUCUGAGCCAACAACCGCCCCAAACUGGAGUCCCUCAAUCCCAGCAGCCCCUUCACCAUCUACAGCAAGGGUCUUCAGGAAUGUUACCACACCAGUCCAUGGGGCAGACUCUUGGGCAUCAGCCUCCUGGGCAGCAACAGCUCCAGCUUCCUGGACAACCUCUCAUGCACCAAGCUCCUGGGCAACAGUGGCCAGCCCAGAUGGCACCACGGCCACAAUUGCAAGGUCAAAUGCUAAUGAACGCUGGUCCCCGGGGGCCUGUUUCUCAACCAGGCCUGCAGCAGGUUCCUGCCCCCAGCAUCAUGGAGGAUGACAUCCUCAGAGACCUUAUCUGAGGACGCAGGAUUCUCCUCCAGUGUCACCCAGUGCUGAAAUCAUCUCUGUAAACUGGGAAGAUGCUUCCUUUCCAGAGAAUAUUCUUUUUUUCUCAUUUGUAAUUUUUUUUUUGUUCCUGUUAAGAAAUAUUAUACACUUGCAUUGAAGUUGGUCUUUUCUGAGAUUAAUUCUGUUUCUCACUCCAUCUGCUGCAAUUUUAGGAAUGUCACCCAGUUCUGCUGUAUUUUAGGUUACACUAAGAGUUCAGGCCAGCUUCCCAAGUUCCCCAGUGGGUUUUCAAUUAAUUUUGGUAUAGAGAGAUAAUUAAAUGAAAGGAGAGGGAAAUAAAAGUGAUCCUAUUGUGAGGUAUGCUGAAAAGUUCUGACCUAAGUUCCCAUAUCUCUCAAAGAGCAUAUAUCUAAUGAUUUAAAACAGGGGUGUCAAACUGGUGGCCCGUAGGCCGGAUCAGUCAUGCACAGGCCACGCCCACCACAGCUCUGCCAAGGAAAAAAUGUCACAAUAUGUCACGUGAUGGCAACAUAUGGCAAGUUUGACACACACGAUCUAAAUUAAAAAUGAGAAAGAGCUAUUUUAAUAGGUGUACAAGGGGGGGGAAGGCUUGGGGGGGUUUCUUUUCCUCAACCUCUCACAUUUGAGAUGUGCUGGACUGCACCUCCCAUUCUCCUCAGCAGUCAGAAGUUCAAAUUCUGACUGGAACCCUAAUUCAAAUAUCUCAUUGCUUUCUUCCUUAUAAAUCCCUACAGCAACCCUUCUGGUUUACAACUGCCCAAAUUAUAGCAGUCCAUGUACAUUGUAUUCAAAUUCAGGAGUGGUACAGUGGCCUAGGGGUGGAGCUCUUGCCUCACAAUCAGGAGGCUGAGUUCUAUCCUAGGUAGAGGCAUAUAUUUCUCUCUCUGGGUACACUGAGAAUAUAUCUGCUGAACAAAACUCCGCAUUGGUGACAGGAAGGGCAUCCAGCCAUUAAAACACCCUGCUAGCUCCAUUCAGUUGCCCAGACUCUACCCCGCAAGGGAUUAUGGGGAUCAUUAAAAGAUGAUACAUUGUAUACAAAUUAGUUUUCCAAAUGCAUAACGGUUUGGCUUUGCUUUCUAAAACACAGGCUUUCUUAGGGCAGAAGUAAAAAUCUAAGACCAGGAUGCUACAUUUCAUUUUAGAGUUUGCACUGUUCUCAGAAGCAGAGAUAAUAUAAGAUUAUAAUCAUGGUGGGUUCUUGUAAUAUAUGGUCCUGUUAUAAAAUGGAAAAGUAGAUAGAGUGAGCAUGCAAGGACUGGAAUGAAGGAUGUCAAUAAAGCACUUCUACAAGUAUAUGCACUA
This is a messenger RNA of Pantherophis guttatus, 3737 nucleotides long. RefSeq names its product mediator complex subunit 25 (gene MED25). Lineage: Eukaryota; Metazoa; Chordata; Lepidosauria; Squamata; Colubridae. Gene Ontology annotation, biological process: positive regulation of transcription by RNA polymerase II. Gene Ontology annotation, cellular component: transcription regulator complex; mediator complex. The record is from RefSeq and is a predicted model, not a curated record.